This is a messenger RNA of Trypanosoma conorhini, 1065 nucleotides long. RefSeq names its product WD repeat-containing protein 68. Gene Ontology annotation, molecular function: protein binding. The coding region runs from base 1 to 1065 and encodes 354 amino acids. The transcript has a single exon. The record is from RefSeq and is a predicted model, not a curated record. Gene Ontology annotation, cellular component: nucleus. NCBI's taxonomy places the organism in Eukaryota, Euglenozoa, Kinetoplastea, Trypanosomatida, Trypanosomatidae.
AUGCAGCAUCAGCAACAGCGGCCAAGUAUCUUGUCCUACCCCACUGGAUGGGUGGCGAACGGUCUCUCCUGGAGCACGCGAGAAAAUGCGCCCUUUCGCUUUGCCGUUUCCUCAUACAUACAGGAGUACAAAAAUCAUGUGGAUAUUGUGCAGAAAAACGAAGAGGGGGAACUCGUAUGUAGAGCAACGUGGGAGCAUUGCUACCCGCCAACCAAGGUGAUGUUUGCCCCUGAAAAGACCGCGACAGAUCUCAUCAUUACAACGGCCGAUUAUCUUCGGUUGUGGGAGGUGAAGGAGGGUCCCCCAGAACGUAGCAGUGAGGAUAACCACCGCGAGGGUGAUGACCCGCGCAAAGUGGCGUCAAAAAAGGAUCACAUAGACUCACACGUGGUGUUUAAGACGGUGUUUGAUAGCGGGAAGCAGCAGAAUGAAUUUUGCUUCCCGGUCACCUCCUGUGAUUGGAACAGCGACGACCCCAACAUUGUUGGUUGCUGUAGCGUGGAUACCACCGUCACCAUUUGGGACAUUGAGAGUGGGAAGAACACGCGACUUAUCGCCCAUGACAAGGACGUCUACGACAUCGCAUUUGCGAAGGGCACCCACACUUUUGCCAGCUGCGGGGCGGACGGCUCGGUGCGCAUAUUUGACUUGCGGGAGAUUGAGCAUUGUACUAUUCUGUACGAGUCACACUCGCUGUCGCCGCUCCUGCGGGUGGCGUGGGACAAGCUAGACCAAACGUACAUAUCCACCUUUGGUGUUGAAGGAACAGAAGUUGUUGUCUUGGAUACCCGCUUUCCCGCCUUUCCUGUGGGCGUUUUGCGAAACGUCCGCCCGCAGCCGAUUAACAGUGUUUGCUGGGCGCCGAACUCUGUGACAAAUCUUUGUAGUGCUGGUGAGGAUGGCACUGCCUACAUUUGGGACAUCAAUGAACUCCCGAGUGUGGCACCAAAGUGCAUCAUGAACUACAAGGGUGAACACCCUAUUAACAACAUUUUGUGGUCCUCGCAACACGAACAGUGGAUCGCCAUUACCACUGGGCAAGAGGCACAACUACUUCAUGUGUAG